Messenger RNA from Protobothrops mucrosquamatus (brown spotted pit viper), 2361 nucleotides. RefSeq names its product host cell factor C2 (gene HCFC2). The record is from RefSeq and is a predicted model, not a curated record. Bases 2 to 2287 code for a protein of 761 amino acids. Gene Ontology annotation, biological process: chromatin remodeling; regulation of DNA-templated transcription. Gene Ontology annotation, molecular function: transcription coactivator activity; protein binding. NCBI's taxonomy places the organism in Eukaryota, Metazoa, Chordata, Lepidosauria, Squamata, Viperidae. Gene Ontology annotation, cellular component: histone methyltransferase complex. The transcript has 16 exons.
AAUGGCGGCAGGCGCCGCUGCCCUGAAUUGGAGGCGCGUUUCUUCCUUCACGGGGCCGGUCCCCCGAUCCCGGCAUGGCCAUCGCGCCGUGGCGAUCCGCGAGCUGGUCAUCAUCUUUGGGGGCGGCAACGAAGGCAUCGCCGAUGAGCUGCAUGUGUACAACACGGCCACAAACCAAUGGUUUCUUCCUGCUGUCAGAGGAGAUAUUCCACCAGGUUGUGCAGCCCAUGGAUUUGUCUGUGAUGGUACCAGAAUAUUAGUUUUUGGAGGAAUGGUUGAAUAUGGAAGAUAUAGUAAUGAUUUGUAUGAACUACAGGCAAGUCGAUGGCUGUGGAAAAAAAUGAGACCUCAGCCCCCUUCAGCAGGUUUGCCUCCAUGCCCUCGCCUUGGCCAUAGCUUCUGUCUGUAUGGCAACAAGUGUUACUUAUUUGGUGGACUGGCAAAUGAGAGCGAAGACUCAAACAAUAACAUUCCCAGAUAUUUAAAUGAUUUCUAUGAAUUGGAGCUGCAGCAUGGAUCGGGAGUCCUAGGCUGGGGUAUUCCAUUGACCAGAGGAGUUUUGCCCUCUCCCAGAGAAUCGCACACAGCUGUUAUAUACUGUAAAAAAGACUUGGGAAAUCCAAAAAUGUUUCUAUUUGGAGGGAUGUCUGGUUGCCGGCUUAAUGACCUUUGGGAGCUUGAUAUAGAGACAAUGACUUGGUCGAAACCAGAAACUAAAGGAACAGUGCCACUUCCCCGUAGUCUACAUACAGCCAGUGUAAUAGGAAACAAAAUGUACAUUUUUGGUGGAUGGAUCCCACAGAGUACAGAUGAGAGCCUCCCUGCUCAAGAUGGGGAAUGGAAAUGUACUGGUUCAUUUUCCUACUUAAAUUUAGAUACUUUAGAAUGGAUAAAUCUAAUCCCAGAUUGCCAAGAAGAUAAAAACAAUUUGUUACCAGGUCCAAGAGCUGGCCACUGCACAGUCAUUGUCGGCUCUCGCUUGUAUAUAUGGAGUGGCAGAGAUGGCUAUAGGAAAGCUUGGAACAAUCAAGUUUGCUGCAAGGAUCUUUGGUAUUUAGAUACAGAGAAACCACCAGCACCAUCACAGGUACAGCUCAUCAGAGCUACAACUAAUUCAUUUCAAGUUAAAUGGGAUGAAGUUCCUACUGUUGAAGGAUACCUUCUUCAACUAAAUUUAGAUAUGUCAACACCUGGUGCAGCUGACAUAUCCUUUACUGUGACACCUGAACCACAAUCAUCCUGUGUGCAAGGAACUAAACUGGAUCUCCACCCCCAAACUCUCAGUGCCUCAAGCAAUGUGCAAAUUUCCAUUUCAGAGGCUAAAGCCAAGAUUCCAGAAACUGAAAAUAUGAAGAAAAACCAUUCCGUUUCCAAAGAGCCCAGUGUCCCUUUAUGUUUGCCUGCUAGCACUUUAGCAAAUCUAAAUGAAUUACUUGACUUUGAUUCAAGAACUUCCCAAGUAGAUACUUCUACAUCUAGCAUAGCCACCACCACACAAAAUAUAGUAACUCAGCAGGCUGUUAGAACCAACUCAUCAAAUGGGGCAGCUGCAAAAGAUGAAACUCCAUUAUUAACAACAGUUAAAGAGUCUCCAGUGGCCUCGACUAGAGUCACAGUUAUUAACCCACUUGAUUCAGCUGUACAAUCGCCUAAAACUUCACCACCAAAGCAGAAUGCAAGAAUAAGGACACAAGAACGAAAGUGGUAUGAUGUUGGCAUUUUUCAAAGCAACACUGCAUUAGUGAGCCAGUUUUAUUUGCUGCAAGAAGAAAAAGUUCUUUCCAGCAAGGGAGACUAUACAGAUAUUCCAAAUGCCAGUUUGUUUAAGAAACAGGAUCUCGCUCCUGGCACUUUAUACAGGUUCAGGGUUGCUGCAAUUAAUGGAUGCGGUGUAGGACCUUUCAGCAAAAUCAGUGAAUUUAAAACUUGCAUCCCUGGAUUUCCUGGAGCACCUUCAAUCGUUAAAAUUAGCAAGAGUGCAGACUGUAUUCAUCUUUCAUGGGAGCCUCCAGUUUCACCUUCAGGAAAUAUUUUGGAAUAUUCCGCUUAUUUGGCAAUAAGAACCACCCAGCUCCAUGAAAAUCCUAAUCAACUUAUGUUCAUGAAAAUCUAUUGUGGCCUUAAGACCUCAUGCACAGUGACUGCUGCCCAGCUUGCAAAUGCUCAUGUUGAUCAUACAUCCAAGCCUGCCAUUGUGUUCAGGAUUUCAGCCAAGAAUGAGAGGGGAUAUGGACCAGCCACACAGGUUCGAUGGCUGCAAGAAAUGAAAACAUCAAGCUCAAAGUAGAAGCAGGUUAUUACACUGCGAAUGGUGAAUUAGCAGUUAGUACUCUUGAAGUUUUGUGAAUCUUCCAAAUAUUU